AUGGUUAAAGUCGCUGUGGCCGGUGGUUCUGGGCAGGUUGCCCGAGAGAUCAUCGAUGCUCUUCUAGAGUCGAAGAAGCACCAGAUAACUAUCUUAAGCAGGAGGGAGGCUCCGACCUCAACUCCAAUCGCAUCUGGACUUCAUUGGCAGUUUGUGGACUACAAUAACAAGAAAAGUCUAGUUGAAGCCCUUCGAGGGACCCACACCCUCUUGUCUUUCGUCCAAACCCUCUCGGAUCCCGACCAGAAGUCGCAGAAGAAUUUGAUCGAUGCUUGUAUUGAGGCCGGUGUGAAACGCUUCGCGCCGAGUGAGUUCGGAAGCAAAGGGACAACCGAUAUGCCUUGGUUACGAGUAAAAGAGAACAUAAGGGAGUACCUUGAAGAGGUGAAUCAGAAAGGAAAGGUUCUCGAAUACACCUUAUUCCAACAGGGUUUCUUCCUGGACUACCUAGCCUAUCCUUACAAGACAUCCAAGUAUCUUGAUCAGCUGCAAACUAUCUUCGACUUUGAGAAUAGACGUGUGAUCGUCGUAGAUGGCCAUGAGGACGCUAUCAUGACUCUAACUACUGUCGCGGACCUCGCAAAGAUCGUUGCUCGGGCUGUUGAUUAUGAGGGCACGUGGCCUAAGAUGAGCGGAAUCAGGGGCAAUAGAGUCACGUUCUCACAAAUCAUUGAGAUCGGAGAGAGAAUUCGAGGACGCCCCUUCACGGUCGACAAGGUCAAAGUCGAAGACCUCGAAAAGGGUGAGCUGAAAACAACAUGGAAUAUAGAAGCGAUUCAUCAUUCGGUCUUCAAAGAACAAGCACCGGCUUUUCUCAAGGCCAUAUCAAUUGGCAUCUUGCUGAGCAGUUUGAAAGGCGCAUGGGAUAUAUCGGAUGAGCUGAACCAACUUUUUCCUGAUUUCGAGUUCACUUCUAUUGAAGACUUCCUCACAAGGAUCUGGGAAGGAAAACAAUAA
Messenger RNA from Annulohypoxylon truncatum, 957 nucleotides. RefSeq lists its product as uncharacterized. Gene Ontology annotation, molecular function: oxidoreductase activity. The transcript is spliced from 6 exons. The record is from RefSeq and is a predicted model, not a curated record. Bases 1 to 957 code for a protein of 318 amino acids. Lineage: Eukaryota; Fungi; Ascomycota; Sordariomycetes; Xylariales; Hypoxylaceae.